UUGGGCGCAUCCGGUGGACCCGCUGACCUGGUCCAGCCUGCCAGUUCACGCACCGCCACCCUUAACCGGGAAACCGCGGAGACGAAGAUCUCGCUGACCGUAAAUUUGGACGGCCAGGGAAAUUAUGAAGUUGAUACGGGGAACGGGUUCCUGGACCACAUGGUGAGCCAAAUUGCCCGGCACGGAUUGUUUGACAUAAGCUUGCAGGCACGCGGCGAUGUCCACGUGGGGUGGCACCAUUUGGUGGAAGACGUGGGCAUUCUGCUGGGCCGUGCCUUCCAUGAGGCGUUGGGAGAAGUGCGUGGCAUCCGGCGCAUGGGUCACGCCAUAGUUCCCCUGGACGAGACCCUGGUAAUGGUGGCCCUGGACCUGAGCGGCAGAAGUUAUGCGGUCGUGGAAACGACGCUUGACGACACCAUGGUGGAAACUCUCUCUGGAGACUUGGUGCGGCAUUUCUUUGAGUCUUUUGCCCUGGAAGGCAGAAUUAACCUUCAUGCCAAGGUUUUGACUGGUGUGAGCCCUCAUCACAAGGCCGAAGCCCUCUGCAAAGCGCUGGCCCGCGCCCUGCGGGAUGCGGUGGAAUACGACCCCAGGGCUACCGGGCAGGUUCCCAGUACCAAGGGAACGCUGGAAACGGGUUAA
This is a messenger RNA of Geodia barretti, 642 nucleotides long. NCBI's taxonomy places the organism in Eukaryota, Metazoa, Porifera, Demospongiae, Tetractinellida, Geodiidae. The record is from the annotation of a GenBank genome assembly.